Messenger RNA from Leishmania braziliensis MHOM/BR/75/M2904, 1410 nucleotides. RefSeq lists its product as hypothetical. The transcript has a single exon. The record is from RefSeq and is a predicted model, not a curated record. Bases 1 to 1410 code for a protein of 469 amino acids. NCBI's taxonomy places the organism in Eukaryota, Euglenozoa, Kinetoplastea, Trypanosomatida, Trypanosomatidae.
AUGAGCCAGUUUGGUCGCCCGCAAGCUCCCUAUGAUUGGGGCGCUGGUGUGCGCGUGCGAGUGCAGCGGGCUUGUCAAGCGCCGUAUUUUAGCCUCUUUCGCGAGGAGAACACACGUCAAGCAGAUGCGGUGUACGAGGGCCGCUUGGGUCGUGCCGGCGCUGGCGCGUAUCCAGCCAUUAAAGACGACGGGCCGCGUCUCUUGUACUUUCCCUACAGAAAUGCCGAGUCGGUGUACUGCACCACGGCGGAGGCUGCGGGCGUAGCACCCGAGGUGGUGACGCUGAUUGGCGCCACUGGGACGGUGGGCAAGUUCGUGGCGGAGCAGUACCUGCGCCGCGGCGUUAGUGUGACAGUCCUGGUACGCGAUACUGAAAAAGCUAAGUCUCUUUUUCUGCCAAUUGCGGAUGGCCAGCGUGAACGAAAUCGAUCGGCCUCCAUGGGGUACAUGUACCUCGGCGGUGCGGCGGAGAAGCGUGAGCUGACGGAGUCUCUCGACUACAGAGAUUCACGGCGGGGGGAUCGUCACGUACUGCGGUACGAGUUUCGCACCUCGCAUAGUGUUGGGGGCUCCAGCGCCGGUAAUGCUGACAUCAGUGGCAACCAGCGUGUCACGCUGGAGCUUAUCGAAGGGGAUGCGGGGUCAGCGGAGGACCUCGAGUUUUCGAUGCGGCACGCAAGCGUCGUGUUCUACCUUGCCGCUGCGAUUGAAGAGGCGCCCAGUCCGGCGCUACGGGCAGACGGUUGCCCUAGCUCCUCUGCUCCAUGGUGGAGCCCCGGGUCGCGGUUUGGAAGCGGCCGGCGUUUUGGCAGCUUCCUGCACGCCCUUGACGCCUGUCGCCGUGUCGACGCUCACUUCGUCGUGCUGACACCGCUGUGGGUACGCGGGUCGCGUCUAUCGCCGCUUUACUGGUACCGGCGACUCGUGGCAUACCCGCGUGGGUACUGCAAGGCGGUGCAGCUGCAGGAGCAAACGCUGCUUAGUCAGAACGGUAGCCCGAACGUGCACUGCUACUUUGGCACGGAGGAGCUGGAGGAACGGCAGUCGGGUGGUGCCUGGAACAGCUGGUGGCGCAUGUGGCUCUCGACGGAGCCACACGGCGACCUUCUGAAGCUGCGCAGUCCAGUACGCUUUUCACUUUUCCGGCUCUCUGACAUCGUCUUUCCAAGUUUCAACGAGCGCAUCGUCGCUGCCAAGAACAACCGCGUCGACGACGACUUUCACACCAAGCCCAUUCAGCAGGGUGAUUUGGACGCACGACUCCUGGCAAACGUCUUGGUGAAAUCUAUUGGACUCUGCAAUUCCGUUGUAGCGAGCCGCAUCGACGUUGGUGGGUGCAUGCGGGAUGGCACAGACAUGCGGGAUUCCAGCGCUGUCUUCGAUCUCUUUGAGCAGCUCCGAAAUGAGUAG